This is a messenger RNA of Sipha flava (yellow sugarcane aphid), 480 nucleotides long. Its product is annotated as receptor expression-enhancing protein 5-like. The record is from RefSeq and is a predicted model, not a curated record. The transcript has a single exon. NCBI's taxonomy places the organism in Eukaryota, Metazoa, Arthropoda, Insecta, Hemiptera, Aphididae. Bases 1 to 480 code for a protein of 159 amino acids.
AUGGACACGAGUAAGAUCAAUCUGGUGAUUGACGUGAUCGAUAACGCUCUGAACGAUGAUACCAUGUUAUGGUACCCUUUGUUCAGCUGGGCCGAAAAAAAAACGGGAGUCAGCCGAUUCAGAUUGUUGCUGGUUAUAUUAUGUGUCAUAUCGUUGAACAUAUUAUUCAAAGUUGGAUUGAUAUUCAUCAGCAACACGGUCAGCUUCGUGUACCCGGCUUACCAGACGAUCAAAAUAUUGGAGACACAGUGGCCACUGUGGACAUUUUCCAACAUACAAAGCAUUCAAUGGUUAAUGUAUUGGAUGAUUUAUAGCGUGAUCAUGAUUUUAGAACAAUCGCUGAAAUUCAUCCUGGUGCUUGUGCCGUUCUAUCAACUCAUCAAGGCUGUGUUCCUCGUAUGGUGCUUUUUACCCAUCAAAAACAACGGAUCGAUAUUUAUUUACAGUGUAUAUCUUAUCAGAAGUCAUGAUUAUGAUUGA